Molecule: messenger RNA, 1211 nt
Organism: Ipomoea triloba (trilobed morning glory)
Lineage: Eukaryota; Viridiplantae; Streptophyta; Magnoliopsida; Solanales; Convolvulaceae
Product: bidirectional sugar transporter SWEET15-like
Exons: 6
Coding region: 143-1081 (312 amino acids)
Biological process (GO): carbohydrate transport
Cellular component (GO): membrane
Molecular function (GO): sugar transmembrane transporter activity
Source: RefSeq, a predicted model, not a curated record
UCUUUCAAGAAGAGAGCUAAGGGUUUCAAAGAGACCCAGCCCUCCUUUGCAUUUUUCUACCUAUAUAUACAGAGAGAGAGAGUGAUUGGAAACCAUUUUGUUCUUUGUAGCUGCUGUCUAGCUAGCUAGGAGAGCGAGAUAGAUGGCUGUUUUUGAUCUUCACCAUCCAUUAGUGUUUGUGUUUGGAGUCCUAGGUAACAUUGUAUCUAUUUUGGUUUACUUCGCUCCGCUACCUAUAUUUAUUCGGAUCUGCAAAGCAAAAUCGACGAUGGGCUAUCACGCAGUGCCAUAUGUGGUUGCUUUGUUUUCUGCGAUGCUGUGGAUGUAUUAUGCUUUCCUGAAGAAGAAUGCGCCACUUCUCAUCUCCAUCAACUCCUUUGGAUGCGUUAUAGAGACCAUUUAUAUCUCUAUUUUUCUUGCUUAUGCAACAAAAGAUGCUAAGCGUCAGACGGUGAAGCUAGUGAUUUUGUUGAUCGGAGUUUUGUACUCGGGGAUUUUCCUGGCUACUAUAUUUCCUUUUUCUGGAACGCUUCGUGUGAACAUUGUGGGAUGGAUUUGUGUGGCGAUUUCUGUAUGCGUGUUUGCUUCUCCCCUCAGCAUUGUGUUUCAAGUGGUGAGAACGAAGAGUGUAGAAUUUAUGCCAUUUGGCUUGUCUUUCUUCCUCACACUCACCGCAGUCAUGUGGUUCGGCUAUGGCAUGCUAUUGAAGGACUUAUGCAUUGCACUACCAAACGUGUUGGGGUUUAUAUUGGGAAUGGUGCAAAUGGUGUUAUAUGGGAUAUACCGGAAUGCGAAGCCAGUUAAGGCGGCGGGUGAGGAGAAAAAGGCGGUGCCGGCGGAGCACAUAAUAAACGUGGUGGUGAUAGGUGCCGUUGAACAAGUGCACCCUGUGAAUGAGAUUACUGAAACUCCGGUGGUUGACGAUGAUGGGGGAAAGAAUAGAGGAGAAGAACACGACGAGAGAAGAACCAUUCCACGGCCACCAGAAAUCCCUGACGGAGAUGAUGAAAGCAGCCAGUUAGGGCAAGUGAACAGUGUGCAUAUGGAGCAACCUGUUCUUGUGGUGUGUAGUGCUGCUUGAUUAUUGUUUCCAUUCCAGACUUUAUUAUAUGUUUAUCACCUUUUAUUAUUGUAUCACUUUAUAUUACAACUAGUCCUCAUUUAUUUUCAAUACAAAAAAUUUUAUAUGGAAUACUCUUUUUGAUGCGUCA